Messenger RNA from Echinops telfairi (small Madagascar hedgehog), 3577 nucleotides. It is a transcript of the gene PIGR, whose product is annotated as polymeric immunoglobulin receptor. The coding region runs from base 134 to 2419 and encodes 761 amino acids. Gene Ontology annotation, cellular component: plasma membrane. The record is from RefSeq and is a predicted model, not a curated record. NCBI's taxonomy places the organism in Eukaryota, Metazoa, Chordata, Mammalia, Afrosoricida, Tenrecidae. The transcript is spliced from 11 exons. Gene Ontology annotation, molecular function: transmembrane signaling receptor activity.
GGAGAGGCAGGGAUUACAGAUUGGCUGUCGAGCUGUGCUCCUGAGACUGGGUCAGCAAAAGAGAAGGAAGUGGCCGACAAAUCUCACACAGGAAGUCACCUGGGCUGCUUAGCCCUUGAAGGAGCCACCCACCAUGACGCCCUUGCUCCUCUACCAACUGCUGACAGUUCUUCCAGUGAUUGCCGCCAAGAGUCCCAUAUUUGGUCCCCAGGAGGUGACUAGAAUGGAAGGCAGCUCAGCGUCCAUCCAGUGCUACUACCCAAACACCUCUGUCAACCGCCAUUCCCGGAAGUACUGGUGCCGGCAGGAGCCCAAGGGCGCGUGCAUAACCCUCAUCUCCUCCGGGGCCUUCGUCUCCAAGCAGUAUAUGGGCAGAGCUAAUCUGACCAACUUCCCAGAGGAAAACAGGUUUGUGGUGGACAUCAGGGACCUCACGCAGAGCGACUCUGGGAGAUACAAGUGCGGCGUGGGUGUCAAUAACCGAGGCUUGUCCUUUGAUGUGACUCUGGAGGUCAGCAAAGGUCUUGACCUCCCACCGGACACUCCAGUCUACACCGAGAAUGUGGGUGGAAGUGUGACCUUCCAGUGCCCUUUCAAGGUUGAAAAUGCCCCCUGGACGAAGGCCUUGUACAAGAAGGUUGGCGAUCAUUCCGUGCUAAUCAUUGACUCCUUGAACACGAACCCAUUGUACAAAGGCAGAGUAAACCUUCAUGUACCAGAUACGAGCCAACUACUGUUCACCGUCACCCUCAGCCAACUCCGUCCUGAUGACUCCGCAUUGUAUACCUGCAAGGCUGGGCAGGAAGAAAGAUAUGCUUAUCUCCAGGUGCUGAAGCCCGAGCCCGAGCUGGUCUAUGGAGACCUGAGGGGCUCCAUAAGCCUGGACUGUGACCUGGGUUCUGGUAUGGAACAGGUGCCCAAAUUUCUGUGUCGGAUAAAUGACAAGGACGGCUGUGACAUGGUCAUCAACACCCUGGGGAAGAAGGCACCAGACUUUAAAGGCAGGAUCCUGCUCACCCCCAUGGACAAGAAUGGCGUGUUCAGUGUGUUAAUCACAGGCCUGAAGAAGGAGGAUGCGGGGCAAUACCUGUGUGGCGCCAACCCUGACGGUGUGCUGGAGCCAGGCUGGCCCCUCCAAGCUUGGCGGCUCUUUGUCAAUGAGGAGACCAACAUCCCCCAAACUCUGUCUGUGGUGAAGGGUGUGGCCGGAGGCUCUGUGGCAGUGCGCUGCCCCUACAACCCGAAGGAAAGUAACACCCUGAAGUAUUGGUGCCGCUGGGAAGACAAUAAAAAUGGCAUCUGCCCACUCUUGGUGGAGAGUACGGGGCUGGUUAGCCAAGAUUACAAGGGCAGACUGGUGCUCUUUGAAGAGCCAGGCAAUGGCACCUACACGGUCAUACUCAACCAGCUCACCCCCAAGGAUGCUGGGUUCUACUGGUGUCUGACCAAUGGCAAUAUCCGUUGGCGGUCCACUGUGGAGCUCAAGAUUAUUGAUGCUGCAGGAAAACCCAAGCUACAGGUCCCGGAGGCUCUCAGCGUUUUGGAGGGAGAUGAUCUGAUGUUCUCCUGCAACUUUUCAUGCCAUUACUAUUCAUACACAAAAUACUGGUGCAAGUGGAGUGACACUGGUUGCCGGACCCUGCCCAGCCAAGAAGAAGGCUCCAGCCAGGAAGUUGUCACUUGCGACCUGAACAACCAGCGCAUUUCCCUAACCCUGAAAUCAGUCCAGAAGGCCGACGAGGGCUGGUACUGGUGCGGAGUGAAACAGGGCAACCGCUAUGGAGAAACUGCGGCUGUCUAUGUGACCGUAUUGGAGAGGAAAGAGAGAUUCCAUGACAUCAUCAGCAAAGCAAAUGCUGCUCCCGGUGGCGAGGUGGUGCAACCCAAUGUCCCGGAGUUUGGGAACAAAGCCGUUCUGGACCCCAAGCUUGUUGUGAAUGAGGAUUUUGUAGAGCCGGCUGGUGAAAGCAAGGUUGACGGCCAUCCCAGUACCGGCAGUGCUGGAAGACAAGGCGGGAGCUCCACGGUGCUGGUCUCCACCCUGGUGCCCCUGGCCCUGGUGCUGGCAGUGGGCGCUGCGGUCGUGGGAGUCCUCAGAGCCCGGCACAGGAGAAAUGUUGAUCGAAUUUCAAUUAGAAGCUACAGGACCGAUAUCAGCAUGUCCGAAUUGGAGAACUCGAGGGAUUUGGGCCCAAAUGACAACAAAGGCGUCUCUUCAAUCACUCAAGAGACAUCCCUAGGGACCAAGGAUGAUUCCACGGCCACCACAGGGGGCGCCGUGGAGAGCAACCUGCAGAGCGAAGACCCCAAGAAGGCCAAGCGGUCGUCCAAGGAGGAAGCCGACAUGGCCUACACUGCCUUCCUGCUCCAGUCCAACAACAUAGCCGAGAAUGUCCAAGCUGGCCCCCGCGACGCCUGAGCCGUGUGCCGCCUCCCUCCCUUGCCACAAUCACCUCAGGAUGACUCCGAUUCAUGUUGAUCGCGGGCCCUCAGCUCCAGGGGCUUCCUGCCGCCUGCACUCAUGCCUCCGCUAGACUUUCCUCUCUGUCCCCAGAGGCUGGGUGGUCCUCUCCUCGAUGGUCUGAUCGUGCUUGCUUGGGCAGAGUGGUGUGGGGACUGCACCCACCCGGAGCUCACGUAUGAUGCAUGCACCUAAGGUAUGGAAGGAGAGUGAAGAUCUCAGAGCUCUCAGAAAGAGGGGAGACUGUGAUGGGUCAGGAAAAGGUACCAGAAAGGAGAGUCCCUUAGUACUGACUGCUGUGCAUCCUCAUCAUGGGAUGCCGAUCAGAUUAGCCGCCCUUGCCUUCAGCCUUCCUUCCUUUCCUUCUCUCCUGUCCUGUAAGACAGGUCACAAGGCAGUGAGCCAUGAGAGCCAAAGCUCCUUUCAGUGUGCUUCGAUUCAAACUCUCACCACGCAGACCCAGCCCAUCUGUGCCCUGACUAAGAGGAACCAUAGCUAUCUGAAGUCCUUACAUAGAGGGUUCAUAUAGCACCCUACCUGUAUGCACUUCUUCUUACCAUUUUAAGAAGAGGAAGCGUGGGCUCUGAAGAGGUUUUCUCAAGAGCCUGAGUGGCGAUAAAACCAUGUCAAAAGUAGAUUUGGGGUCUCCGCCUGGGGCCUUCUACUCCCCUGAAGAGUUACAGUCUUGGAAACCCACAGGGCAGUCCUCCCCUGCCCUACAGAGUCAGCAUGGAGGGUCUGGUCCUUUCGAGUGGGGCUCACUCCACAAGAACCCCUACGUUGCUGGUGGAGGAGAAAUGUUCCAUUUAGAAUCAAAAGGAGAGAGAGGAAGGAGAGAUAACUGUGGAAGGACACUGACUAUCCACAGGCCUCCCCUCAGGAAAGGUGGCACUUUCCCUUUCGUCGCUCCCAUGGGCCCAAGCGAUGAAAGGACAGACAUGUACAACCCCUCGCAUUUGGAGAGCGCUGGGUGGAAGGGAAGACAAGAGGGCGUUUGUCUGAGACGGCCAAGGAGGCACUGAUGUCCAACGGGGGAAGUCUAAGGUCUUUCUUCCUCUGAGCUCUGUGCUUCAACUACCACCUCUCUACUGGCAUUUGCUAACAAAUCAAUUAAAA